Molecule: messenger RNA, 833 nt
Organism: Morus notabilis
Lineage: Eukaryota; Viridiplantae; Streptophyta; Magnoliopsida; Rosales; Moraceae
Exons: 3
Source: RefSeq, a predicted model, not a curated record
GGUUUUCAACCAUGAGUCUUGCUGCAAUCUUGUAAGGGAUAAAUUUGGUCCUGAACUGGACAAGGGUGAGGAACAUCAGGUUAUCAUUCCUACUGAUUUUGUUCGUCAAAUUUCUUCGGCUGGAUCGGAGGGGGAUUGGAUGGAGCCAUCCAUUUGUAUGUGUAAUUCCAAAAUGCUGCAACGUUAUGGAUCGGAGAGAGUUUAUGAUGCUUUUCAUUUGUUGCGGACCGAGCCAUUAGUGCAGAAAAUGGUCAAAUCCUUAUCAUCGGAUGAGGCGGUUUGGAAUGCAGUUCGGAACAAUGAGGCGGUGAGGGAGCUCAGAGACUCGUUUUACUCGGAGGAUAAUAGGCCCAAGAGUCCGGAUGAGAGACCUGAGGACGCCAAUGAAGAAACAAAUAUAGUGAAAUGGAUUUUCGAUGGCACUAGAUCAAAAAUCAUGGAAGUGGUUGAGAAGAUUACGAAGUUUAUGAAUGAUCUGUUUCAACCUCCAGAGAACGAAAAGACAACAUCCGAUUCAGGAAGCACUGAUCUUUUUAAGGAGAAGCUGAGGACAUCAUUCAUGCUCUCCAUUAUGGUACUACUGGUUGUGGUGCUUGCUCGAGCCAACAAGGCUUGACCAUAAAUCCGACGACAUUACUGGUGGAUCGGGGAAUUGCCUCCAAUUGUCGACUUUCUCGUCUUUUGAUUUUUGUUUUUUUGUUUUUUUUUGAAUUCUCUUGUGCUCUGUCUCUCCUUUUCAUUUCCCUUGAAUAUGGAUUGUGGACGUGCAUGUAGCUGGUUUUUUUAAGUUCUACCGUUAUUUUGAAUAAAGUUCCUUUGGAAAAGCAACGAGU